Vigna angularis (adzuki bean) is the source of this 1171-nucleotide messenger RNA. Its product is annotated as protein MIZU-KUSSEI 1. Lineage: Eukaryota; Viridiplantae; Streptophyta; Magnoliopsida; Fabales; Fabaceae. Bases 229 to 924 code for a protein of 231 amino acids. The record is from RefSeq and is a predicted model, not a curated record. Gene Ontology annotation, biological process: hydrotropism. The transcript has a single exon.
AACCAACCCCCUCACUUCCCACUAUAAAGAUUCCAUCACCUAACCCUCUUUAACACCUUAUUAGCUUGCUACACCCAACCAAUCUCUUCAUUCCUUCACCCUUUCUUCUCUAUAUCAUCGUAUACGUCUCAUCCAUUCAUAAUAACCUCUAAACUCCAACACACACACACACACAUCCUAUCCUGUACAAAAUAAUCAGUGUCAUUCUUUACAAAAUAGCAUGCUAUAAUGCCAUCGGUGCAUUCUAGUCCGUGUUACCCGAUGGAAAACCCGGCUUUGGCAUCUUUACUCCGUCACACGACGGGGGAGAGUAAGCGUAGCAGCAAAUUCUCCAGCGGAGGAGGGCUUUUGAAAAUGUUCAAGUUGUUUCCCAUGUUGACUUCUGGAUGCAAAAUGGUGGCUCUCUUGGGAAGACCUCGGAAAAUGCUAAAGGACAGUGCGACGACCGGGACCAUCUUCGGUUACCGCAAGGGGAGGGUGAGUUUGGCCAUACAAGAGGACACGCGUCAAAUGCCCAUUUUUCUGAUCGAGCUGCCGAUGCUGGCCAGUGCUUUGAACAAGGAAAUGGCGUCGGACAUCAUGAGGAUUGCGUUGGAGAGCGAGACGAAGAGCAGCAAGAAGAAGCUGAUGGAAGAGUUCGUGUGGGCGGUGUAUUGCAAUGGGAGAAAGGUGGGUUACUCCAUCAGGCGGAAACAGAUGAGCGAUGAUGAGCUCCACGUGAUGCAGCAUUUGAGAGGGGUGUCCAUGGGAGCAGGGGUGCUCCCCACCGCAUCGGAUCAUAAAGAUUCCGACGGAGAAAUGACGUACAUGAGGGCAAGGUUUGAGAGGGUGGUUGGGUCUAAGGAUUCCGAGGCUUUGUACAUGAUAAACCCAGAUGGGGCUCAAGGCCCCGAAUUGAGUAUCUUCUUUGUUAGACCUCACUAGAUUUCAUCAAAUCAAUUAUCAUCAUCAUCAUCAUCAUAUCCGUAUAUACCAUAUCAUAUCUUUAUCUAUCAUUCCUACUGUAAGCUCCACCUCUUUCAAAAACUCCCAUUCCAUUCCCUUCUUCUUCUUCUUCUCCUCAUCAUUCUUAACCUUCCAUUCCCCAGUUAUCAGUAAUUCUUUUCAAAACGAAUAAUAACCAUACAUAUAUAUACCACUCAUUAAUCACAGAUUUCGAACCAUUUAUAUA